AUGAUAAAUAAAUUUUUACCAAUUCGAAAAUCUCACCCAGUAUUAAAAAUUAUUAAUGGAUCAUUAAUUGAUUUACCUUCACCUUCUAAUAUUUCUAUUUGAUGAAAUUUUGGAUCUUUAUUAGCAUUAUGUUUAAUAAUUCAAAUUUUAACUGGAUUAUUUUUAACAAUAUAUUAUACAGCCAAUAUUGAAAUAGCAUUUUAUAGUGUUAAUUAUAUUUGCCGAAAUGUAAACUAUGGAUGAUUAAUUCGAACAUUACAUGCUAAUGGAGCAUCUUUUUUUUUUAUUUGUAUUUAUUUACAUAUUGGUCGAGGUAUUUAUUAUGAAUCAUUCAAUUUAAAAUAUACAUGAAUAAUUGGGGUAAUCAUUCUAUUUUUAUUAAUAGCAACAGCAUUUAUAGGAUAUGUUUUACCUUGAGGACAAAUAUCUUUCUGAGGAGCAACUGUAAUUACAAAUUUAUUAUCAGCAAUUCCUUCAUUAGGAGUAAUACUAGUAAAUUGAAUUUGAGGGGGAUUUGCUGUAGAUAAUGCUACCUUAACUCGUUUCUAUACAUUUCAUUUUUUACUACCAUUUGUAAUUAUGAUAAUAACUAUAAUUCAUUUACUUUUUUUACAUCAAACCGGAUCUAAUAAUCCAUUAGGAUUAAAUAGAAAUUAUGAUAAAAUUCCAUUUCACCCAUUCUUCACAUUCAAAGAUUUAAUUGGAUUUAUUAUUAUAUUAUUUUUAUUAACAAUUUUAACAUUAACUAACCCUUAUUUACUAGGAGAUCCUGAUAAUUUUAUCCCUGCUAACCCAUUAGUAACCCCAGUUCAUAUUCAACCUGAAUGAUAUUUUUUAUUUGCUUAUGCAAUUUUACGAUCAAUUCCAAAUAAAUUAGGAGGAGUAAUUGCUUUAGUUAUAUCAAUUUUAAUUUUAAUCAUUUUACCAUUUACAUUUAAUAAAAAAAUCCAAGGAAUUCAAUUUUACCCUAUUAAUCAAAUAUUAUUUUGAUCUAUAGUGACAAUUGUUAUCUUAUUAACAUGAAUUGGAGCUCGACCCGUUGAAGAUCCAUAUAUUUUAACAGGUCAACUACUAACAAUUUUUUAUUUUUCAUAUUUUAUUAUUAACCCAUUUAUCAAUAAAUAUUGAGAUAAUAUAUUAUUUAAUUAA
Messenger RNA from Spodoptera litura, 1149 nucleotides. NCBI's taxonomy places the organism in Eukaryota, Metazoa, Arthropoda, Insecta, Lepidoptera, Noctuidae. The record is from the annotation of a RefSeq genome assembly.